GUUUAUUAUUUUGAAAAUAUGUGGACAAGCAUCUCUCUUUGCCCCUCUGAUCGUAUAUCUUCCAAACAAAUAAAGACUCAAGAAAAUAUAUCAGUUAAUGAUUUGUUAGUUGAAACUUUGAUUAGAGAGGCUAAAUUAAGCAACCUUUUCGAACCAACUGAGGUUCCUUUAAAAUUUCUUACGUUGGUUGAAACGUGCAUUAUCAGAAAGGAACGCGAAGCUGAAUUAUCCACUACUAGUACUAAUAAUUUGUUGUGGAUCGAUUUUGGACGGUGGUUAGGUUUUAAGGAACCUAUAAAACGAAGGCAUGUACGACGUCGCCUUAAACAUAAGUGGAGAAAGCUCCAACAUGCCUUGAACUUGCGAAGUGAAAAUUCCACUAACAUGAUUAUUGAGAGUAUUACUAGGCGAGAAAAGACCAGAUUAAUUAUGUCAGCACGUGAAAAUUUUCAAUCUCUAAAGAAUUUGGUCCAAUUUCGUUAUGUGGUUAGCCCAGAGUGUAUUACUGAUUUGGAUGGUCAAACUAUAAUACAUUUAGAACAGCUAGAUAAUUACGAUGCUGUAAUCCAAGCAACCAAUGCUGUGGAUUAUUACUAUUUCCACACUAUAAAUAAUCCAUCACAUCGAAGUCAUGAAUUCUGGGCAAAUUUAAUUGAACAUUUUGGAGCUUAUGCAUUAUAUAACAUUCUCCCAUAUACUAGUUCCAAUACAGCCAGUUCGCAUAACUCCGAUCAUCAAAUAUGUGUAAACAAUUUACUUCAAAAGCUUAAACCGCUAUCAGAUAGUAUUAACCAAUUUUUCCAAGAUUGUUAUAAAAAUCUUUACAAGAAGUUAAACAAUUUAUCUUGGGGACCUUUCGCACCUCGCCCAUUUGGG
Messenger RNA from Racocetra persica, 876 nucleotides. NCBI's taxonomy places the organism in Eukaryota, Fungi, Glomeromycota, Glomeromycetes, Diversisporales, Gigasporaceae. The record is from the annotation of a GenBank genome assembly.